Plodia interpunctella (Indianmeal moth) is the source of this 1304-nucleotide messenger RNA. It is a transcript of the gene zetaCOP, whose product is annotated as Coat Protein (coatomer) zeta. Bases 124 to 678 code for a protein of 184 amino acids. The record is from RefSeq and is a predicted model, not a curated record. Gene Ontology annotation, cellular component: COPI vesicle coat. NCBI's taxonomy places the organism in Eukaryota, Metazoa, Arthropoda, Insecta, Lepidoptera, Pyralidae. The transcript is spliced from 6 exons. Gene Ontology annotation, biological process: intracellular protein transport; intra-Golgi vesicle-mediated transport; retrograde vesicle-mediated transport, Golgi to endoplasmic reticulum.
CAAUAACAGAUAAACAGAACAGACACGUCAUUUCAUUUACGCUUUGCGGUUGAAAAUUUAUGUGCGUGGUUUGUGAUAAUAAUUCGCUUUGUUUAGCUAAUUGGUUAAUUUAAAAGUAGAAAAAUGGUUCACACAAACACAAUGGAGGGAUCCUUAUUUGAACCAACCCUAUACAUUGUCAAAGGUAUGUGUAUUUUGGAUUACGAGGGCAACCGUGUGCUUGCCAAAUACUACGAUAAAAACGUGUUGCCCACCGCAAAGGAGCAGAAGGCGUUUGAAAAGAACCUUUUUAACAAGACACACAGAGCGAAUGCAGAAAUCAUAAUGCUGGAUGGUCUGACGUGCGUCUACAAGAGCAAUCUCAACUUAUUCUUCUAUGUUAUGGGCAGCUCUCACGAGAAUGAGCUAAUCCUGCAAUCAGUGCUGAACGCCCUCUACGAGUCAGUCAGCAUUCUACUGAGGAGGAAUGUAGACUUCAAGACGCUGAUCGACAACCUGGACGCUGUGAUGCUUGCCUUUGACGAGAUCUGCGACGGAGGAGUCAUCCUGGACUCUGAUCCGAUGUCGAUAGUGGGCCGCGCGGCUCUGAGGACUGAGGACGUUCCAUUGGGAGAACAGACUGUGGCGCAGGUAUUACAAUCGGCGAAGGAACAGCUGAAGUGGUCGUUACUCAAAUGAAACAUGUUCAAACGUUUAUAAUUAUACGUAUUUUAUUUACACUACAUUAUAUACAAAGGCAAAUUAGGUAUGUGUAUUAAUUUUAAUUUUUGAAUCUUAACAGAAAUUUAAGAUUCAUUCCUUCCAGAAGCGAAAUAAAACAUAGUAUGUGCUACUCCACAGCAGAUUGUAAAAAUCGAUCAAGGGAAAGGGUUGGAGAUCAUUCCCAUAGGCUAUGGGUUAGCAAUCUAUUACUAUUUAAUCUAAACUCCAUCAAUGAAUCCGCCAUACAACUAAUCGUGGCUUUCGAGUUUCGCAACUCUUCUGUGCGGCAGCUCUAUUUAUCUAUAAAAAAAAUAUAGUUGAGGACACAGAUAUAAGAACAUUACAUGUAAUGUUCUAAUCGUUGAGGAUCACUUUUGACUUUAAAAUUUUCUUCCUACGUAUAAACUUUUGUUUGUUAUUAUAAAAAACAUAAAUGUUAGUUAAUUUCUUCGAUGCAUUAUAAUUAUGUAUAAAAACGAAGCACUUCUAUGUAAUACAAUUGGAUUAUGCUAUUAUAUUAAAUAAAAUAUUGAUUACACACGAUAAAGAUCUUGUAAAAAUCAUUUAAUUAUAAUACGCGAAAGCGCCAAAUUAUAUCAAAA